CGCUCCCGUGUAGGGCCAGGCGGGCUCUCAGGAGCGCGCGGGGCGGCGGCGGCGCGGAGGGGCCAUCCGCGCUCGUGCCCGCGCGGGUGCGUUGCCGCCCUGGCCGCGCCCCUGCCCCGCCGCCUCCCGCUCCUCGCCUGGCGGAUGUAGGUUGUUGGCCUGAGGGGAGCUACGUAGCCGAGGUUUGCGCUGCCGCCGCCCCGGACGCUAGCCUCUGCCCGGACGCUAGCCGGCCUGGCCAUGGCUGACCGCGGGUGCCCGCUGGAGGCGGCGCCGCUGCCUGCCGAGGUGCGGGAGAGCCUGGCUGAGCUGGAGCUGGAGCUGUCGGAAGGUGACAUCACUCAAAAAGGAUAUGAAAAGAAAAGGACAAAGCUGCUUGCGCGUUAUAUACCGCUUAUUCAAGGAAUAGACCCAUCUCUGCAAGCAGAGAAUAGAAUUCCUGGGCCCUCACAAACCACAGCCGCUGCACCCAAGCAGCAGAAGUCUCGGCCCACCACCUCGAGGGAUGAGCGCUUCCGGUCAGAUGUCCACACUGAAGCUGUGCAAGCAGCUUUGGCCAAAUACAAAGAGAGGAAGAUGCCUAUGCCUUCGAAGAGACGUUCUGUCCUCGUGCAUUCGUCUGUGGAAACCUACACCCCUCCAGACACGUCGUCUGCCUCAGAAGAUGAGGGCUCUUUACGGCGACCCGGGCGACUCACCUCCACUCCGCUCCAGAGCCAUUCCAGUGUCGAGCCCUGGCUCGACCAGGUCAUUCAGGGCUCGUCCACCUCAUCCUCUGCAUCCUCCACUUCAUCUCACCCGGGAGGGAGACCCACCACUGCUCCCAGUGCUGCAGCCACGCCGGGGGCCGCCGCUACCACUGCACUCGCAGGCCUCGAGGCCCACACCCACAUAGCAGAUCUGCAUUCUGCCCCUCCUGAUGUCACCACGGGCCUCGUGGAGCAUUCGUACUUUGAGCGUCCACAGGUGGCUUCUGUGAGAAGUGUUCCUCGGGGGUGCAGCGGGAGCAUGCUGGAAACAGCAGAUGGUGUCCCUGUGAACAGCAGAGUGUCCUCCAAAAUCCAGCAGCUUCUGAACACCCUGAAGAGGCCAAAGCGCCCUCCACUGAAGGAGUUCUUUGUGGAUGAUUUUGAGGAAUUGUUGGAAGUUCAGCAACCGGAUCCAAAUCAGCUGAAGCCUGAGGGAAGCGAGACGAGUGUGCUGAGAGGGGAGCCUCUCACUGCAGGUGUCCUCCGACCGCCGUCACUGUUGGCCACCUUGCAGCGCUGGGGCACCACACAGCCCAAAUCCCCCUGUCUGACUGCCUUGGAUACAACUGGGAAAGCCACCUACACUCUCACCUAUGGUAAACUUUGGAGUCGGAGUUUAAAACUAGCUUAUACUCUACUUAAUAAACUGACAAGUAAGAAUGAACCUCUACUUAAACCUGGAGACAGAGUGGCGCUCGUGUUUCCGAAUAGUGACCCUGUGAUGUUCAUGGUUGCAUUUUAUGGGUGUCUCCUGGCAGAGCUGGUUCCUGUCCCCAUAGAAGUGCCAUUAACGAGAAAGGACGCAGGCAGCCAGCAGGUUGGGUUUCUGCUGGGGAGCUGUGGAGUCUCCUUGGCCCUGACCACAGACGCUUGUCAGAAAGGCCUCCCCAAGGCACAGACGGGAGAGGUGGCAGCUUUCAAAGGUUGGCCCCCCCUCUCCUGGCUAGUGAUUGAUGGGAAGCAUCUAGCCAAGCCCCCCAAAGACUGGCACCCUCUGGCCCAGGACACAGGGACUGGGACCGCCUACAUUGAGUAUAAAACCAGCAAAGAAGGCAGUACGGUGGGGGUCACAGUGUCCCACGCAUCCCUGCUGGCGCAGUGCUGGGCUCUGACCCAGGCGUGCGGGUACUCAGAAGCUGAAACAUUAACAAAUGUGCUGGAUUUCAAAAGGGAUGCUGGUCUGUGGCAUGGAGUGUUAACAAGCGUCAUGAACAGGAUGCACGUGGUCAGCGUCCCCUACGCGCUGAUGAAGGCAAACCCGCUCUCCUGGAUCCAGAAAGUGUGCUUCUAUAAAGCUCGGGCCGCGCUGGUGAAGUCGCGAGACAUGCACUGGUCUCUCCUAGCUCAGCGGGGCCAGAGGGACGUCAGCCUCAGCUCACUGCGCAUGCUGAUUGUGGCCGAUGGCGCCAACCCGUGGUCGAUCUCCUCCUGCGACGCCUUCCUCAACGUCUUCCAGUCCAGAGGUCUGAGGCCGGAGGUCAUCUGUCCUUGUGCAAGUUCUCCUGAGGCGCUGACUGUCGCCAUCCGCAGGCCACCUGAUCUGGGAGGACCACCUCCAAGAAAAGCGGUCCUGUCGAUGAAUGGUCUAAGUUAUGGUGUUAUCAGAGUGGAUACUGAAGAAAAGUUGUCAGUCCUUACUGUUCAGGACGUUGGUCAGGUGAUGCCUGGAGCUAAUGUAUGUGUUGUGAAGUUAGAAGGUACCCCUUAUCUUUGUAAAACUGAUGAAGUGGGAGAAAUAUGCGUCAAUUCCAGUGCAACUGGUACAGCGUACUAUGGAUUGCUUGGAAUCACGAAGAAUGUGUUUGAGGCAGUUCCGGUCACCACAGGAGGAGCACCCAUCUUUGACAGGCCAUUCACCAGGACGGGCCUGCUGGGCUUCAUUGGGCCUGACAACCUGGUCUUCAUCGUGGGCAAACUGGACGGGCUGAUGGUCACUGGAGUUCGCAGACACAAUGCAGAUGACGUUGUGGCCACCGCGCUGGCCGUGGAGCCUAUGAAGUUUGUCUACAGAGGCAGAAUCGCUGUGUUCUCUGUGACUGUGCUGCACGAUGACCGGAUUGUCCUGGUGGCUGAGCAGCGGCCAGAUGCUUCGGAGGAGGACAGCUUCCAGUGGAUGAGCCGUGUGCUGCAGGCCAUCGAUAGCAUCCACCAGGUGGGCGUGUACUGUCUGGCCCUGGUUCCUGCCAACACCUUGCCCAAGGCUCCUCUCGGAGGGAUUCACAUUUCUGAAACCAAACAGCGGUUUCUGGAAGGGACACUGCACCCGUGUAAUGUGCUGAUGUGCCCUCACACCUGUGUUACCAACCUCCCCAAACCUCGUCAGAAACAACCAGAGGUUGGACCAGCCUCAAUGAUCGUGGGGAACCUGGUUGCUGGGAAGAGAAUCGCUCAGGCUUCCGGGAGAGAGCUCGCCCACCUGGAGGACAGUGACCAGGCACGGAAGUUCCUGUUCCUGGCUGACGUGCUGCAGUGGCGUGCCCACACCACUCCCGACCACCCGCUGUUCUUGCUGCUGAACGCCAAGGGCACCGUCACAAGCACUGCAACCUGUGUCCAGCUGCACAAAAGGGCUGAGAGAGUGGCCGCGGCUCUGAUGGAGAAGGGAAGACUGAGUGUUGGGGACCAUGUGGCUCUGGUCUACCCACCAGGGGUGGACCUCAUCGCCGCGUUCUAUGGCUGCUUGUACUGUGGCUGCGUGCCUGUCACCGUACGGCCCCCGCACCCUCAGAACCUCAGCACCACACUGCCCACCGUCAAGAUGAUCGUGGAGGUCAGCAAGUCUGCAUGCGUCCUCACCACGCAGGCUGUCACACGGCUGCUCAGGUCCAAGGAGGCUGCUGCUGCCGUGGACAUCAGGACCUGGCCCACCAUCCUAGACACAGAUGACAUCCCGAAAAAGAAGGUAGCGAGCAUUUUCAGGCCUCCCUCCCCUGAUGUCCUCGCAUACUUGGACUUCAGCGUGUCAACCACUGGGAUAUUAGCGGGAGUGAAGAUGUCGCACGCGGCCACAAGCGCCUUAUGCCGCUCCAUAAAGCUGCAGUGUGAGCUGUACCCAUCGCGGCAGAUCGCCAUCUGCCUCGACCCCUACUGUGGCCUUGGUUUUGCCCUGUGGUGUCUGUGCAGUGUCUACUCGGGACACCAAUCAGUGCUGGUGCCCCCGCUGGAGCUGGAGAGCAACGUGUCCCUGUGGCUGUCGGCCGUCAGCCAGUACAAGGCCCGCGUCACCUUCUGCUCCUACUCUGUGAUGGAGAUGUGCACCAAGGGCCUGGGCGCACAGACGGGUGUCCUCAGGAUGAAGGGGGUAAACCUGUCAUGUGUGCGCACGUGCAUGGUGGUCGCCGAGGAGCGGCCCAGGAUUGCGCUGACCCAGUCCUUCUCCAAGCUCUUCAAGGACCUGGGCCUCCCGGCCCGUGCCGUAAGCACCACGUUCGGGUGCAGGGUCAACGUGGCCAUCUGCCUCCAGCCCAACAGGCUGGGAAAGCUGGCUGAGCAGGGCACAGCUGGCCCAGACCCCACAACCGUCUACGUGGACAUGCGGGCACUGCGCCAUGACAGGGUACGUUUGGUAGAACGGGGUUCUCCGCACAGCCUGCCAUUGAUGGAGUCUGGAAAGAUCCUCCCCGGCGUGAAGGUCAUCAUCGCACACACCGAGACCAAAGGACCCUUGGGAGACUCACACCUGGGAGAGAUCUGGGUAAGCAGCCCCCACAAUGCCACCGGGUACUACACGGUUUACGGGGAGGAGGCGCUUCAUGCUGACCACUUCAGUGCCCGGCUGAGUUUUGGAGACACACAGACCAUCUGGGCAAGGACCGGCUACCUUGGCUUCCUUCGGCGAACAGAGCUCACUGAUGCCAGUGGAGGGCGGCACGACGCACUGUAUGUGGUGGGGUCUCUGGAUGAAACUCUGGAGCUCAGAGGCAUGCGGUACCACCCCAUCGACAUUGAGACCUCUGUCAUCCGAGCACACAGGAGCAUCGCUGAGUGUGCCGUAUUCACCUGGACCAACCUGCUGGUGGUGGUGGUGGAGCUGGAUGGGCUAGAGCAGGAUGCCCUGGACCUGGUGGCCCUGGUGACCAACGUGGUGCUGGAGGAGCACUACCUGGUCGUGGGAGUGGUGGUCAUUGUGGACCCAGGGGUGAUCCCUAUCAACUCUCGGGGUGAGAAGCAGCGCAUGCACCUGCGGGACGGCUUCCUGGCUGACCAGCUGGACCCCAUCUAUGUGGCAUACAACAUAUGAUGAAUAUAGCUGAUUUAUUUCAAAGUGGUUCUACUGGAAUGAUCAGCAUAAACCAAUGGGGAGGACAUGGCAGAGAAGUAACUAACCUCCAGUAUUCACCUGGUUCCUGCCACAGUGGUGGCCUUCAGCCUUCCAGGCUGUUCUAAAGAAAGGGCAAGAAGACCUGGUGCCACUGUGUCUUGCUGUCCGUGAAUAUUCUCAGUAAAUCAUGUGCAUGUUACUUGCCAUGUAAAAAAAAGAACAGGAGGAGGAAGCAUUCCCUUCCUAUCUGAGAUAAUGUUACAUAAAUUUUGGGUCCUAAAGGGUUAGGGAAGGCAUACUCUAUUUAAAUUGGAUACAGUAACAGUGUUGUCACACUGUGCAUGGCACUCAUCCUCUUGUCUGAUGUUCAAUUUCGGUAAUGGAGAAUUAAAAGGAAACUACAUGUAAAAUUUCAAAAUUAAUGGUUUUUACAUUUUUCCUUAUUAGUAAAAAAUUUGAGUUGAAGAGGAACGACUUUAAAGUGUCUAAGCAGGUGCCUAGACUAUCCUCCCUCUUCCCUCUUGCUGGUCUGAAAGCCUCAGUCACCCUAAUCCUCACCCAGGUCUUCCUGAAUUCUGCUCUGCUUUUCAGGAUUUAAUGAGAGAACCUUUUCACAUGAGCCCAUGAGAUGUUUCAGAAGGAUCAUUGUGGAGUUUGCUAAGGGCAGUACAGGGUAAGAAAUUGAGAGUUUAUUAGUUUUAAGUGUCUACUAAGUGUAGGGUACAUUAUUCCCCAGAUUCUCAAAGGAACUGAAAAGGCCAGAUAUGAAUAUUCAUUUCAAAUGCCACUUAAAAAAGUCAAAAGGAGCCUGAGGGAUCAAAUGAAGCUUUGAGGGGAAAAGGGAGCACAGAGGCAUUGCCACUGACCGUCACUGCUAGGUGGGUGUGCCCAGAUGCUGCAGGAGGCUCCAGAUGGAGAUCAGUGGAGUGAAGGCCAUCUACAGGCUUUCAUGCUCUGGUGGAAUGGUAGGUAAGUCAAAGACAAGCAAUUUUUAGCAUUUAUAUUAUUAUUCAAUGAAAGGGAAGGAUUCUGGGAAGAUAGCAGAGUACAAACCACCAGGAAUAUGUCUUCUCUACCUGGACAAUAAUUGCCCUGGCAGAAUCUGAUGUGACUAUUUUGGGGCUCUGGAGUCUGCUGAUGGCUUGUAACUUCCAGGGCAAGGCUUAGAUGGUAAAUUAGGGUUAACUUUAGCUCCUGGCACAGUGGCAGCUACCCUACCCCCAGCCCAUGGCAGGCAACUGUGCAUGUGUUCCAGGAGCAGCUUGCACAUGGAGCCAGAUCCUUGAUUGCUACUUCUGAUUUUAGAGGGGCAGAUGAGUCCAGAGGCCAUUGUUGCACCUCCCCCGAUUUUUGCAAACCCCUCUUCAUCCAGCUUAAAUUACUUCCAUUGCUGGAAUUUAAAGGGCCAGGACCCUUCUCCCCCCACCCUUCAUUUUUCUCAUUUUCUCUUCUGGGAGCCAGACACUAAAGACUAGGACAUUCAAAAGCACCUGCAUAUAUGGGAGGAAGUAGAAAGUGUGCAUGUCCAGGGACAGGUACAGGCUCAGAAAAGACCCGAGAAGACCUUAAAAUGAGACCUCAGGCUGAUCCUUGACAUAGAGACAGCUAAGGAUCAAUAAAAAUAAAUAAAUACAUAAAUAAAUAACAAAAAUCCCCAGCAAACCCUGGGGAAGAAGAAUCUGAUUUCCAGAGUAACAACAUUAUUUAAUUUUAAUGCCAGUUUUUCAACAAAAAGAUCUCAAGACAUGCAAAGAAAAAUAUGCUUCAUUCCAAGGAAAAAUGAAUAGAAACUGCCCCUGAAAAAGACCUGAUCGUACUUGACAAAGACUUUGAAAUAACUGUCUUAAAGAUGCUCAGAGAACUAAGGAAGAUGUGGAGAAAGUUAAAAACCAAUGCAUGAGGAAAACGGAAAUAUCAAUAAAGAGAUAACCUAAAAAAUCCUGGAGCUGAAAAGUACAAUAACUAAAAUGAAAAAUUCCCUAGAAGAAUCCAAGGGCAGGAAAAGAAUCAGUAAGCUUCGGCCGGGCGCGAUGGCUCAUGCCUGUAAUCCCAGCACUUUGGGAGGCCGAGGCAGGCAGAUCACAAGGUCAGGAGAUUGAGACCAUCCUGGCUAACAUGGUGAGACCCCAUCUCUACUGAAAAAAAAAUACAAAAAAUUAGCCAGGCGUGGUGGCAGGUGCCUGUAGUCCCAGCUACUCGGGAGGCUGAGGCAGGAGAAUGGUGUGAACCCAGGAGGUGGAGCUUGCAGUGAGCCGAGAUCAUGCCACUGCACUCCAGCCUCAGCAACAGAGCAAGACUCCAUCUCAAAAAAAUGAAGGAGACAUUAAAGCAUUCUAGGAUAAAAAACAAAAGCUGAGGGAGUUUGUUACCCCUAGACCUGCCUUAGAAGAAAUGCUAACGGGGGUCCUGCUGGGUGAAAUGAAAGGACACUAGACAGUAACUCAAACUCAUCUGAAGAAAUGAAGAUCUCAGUGAAGGUAACUGCAUGGGCAAUUAUAAAAUCUGGUAUUAUUGAAAUGAUGGUCUAUAACUGCAGUAUCUUUUUUCCACAUGAUGUAAGAGACUAAUAUAAUUUUAAUAAAUUAGUCUAAAAGCCAGAAUUAUUGUGACUUUGAUGUGUUACUCCACAUUUUGUUUUCUACAUAACUUAAGAGGCUAAAUCAAAUAAUUACUAGUUUAUGUUUUGGGCUAUACAAUUUAUAAAGAUUAAUUUGGUAACAUCAAUAGGUUUGGAUGGAGCUUUUAAAGGAGCAGAACUUUUUGUUAUUAAUGUUAAGCUGGUAAAAUUCAAGUUAGAGUAUAGUAUUAGAACUUUGGGAUGUUUAAUGUAAUUCCCCUGGUAGCCACAAAGAAAACAGCCAUAGCAGUGGUCCCCAGCCUUUUUGGCACCAGGGACCAGUUUCAUGAAGACAAAUUUUCUACAGACUGGGAAGGAGGGAAUGGUUUUGGGAUGAAACUGUUCUACCUCAGAUCAUCAGGCAUUAGUU
Molecule: messenger RNA, 7997 nt
Organism: Symphalangus syndactylus (siamang)
Lineage: Eukaryota; Metazoa; Chordata; Mammalia; Primates; Hylobatidae
Gene: DIP2A
Product: DIP2 acetate--CoA ligase A
Cellular component (GO): cell surface
Source: RefSeq, a predicted model, not a curated record